Messenger RNA from Camellia sinensis, 1749 nucleotides. The record is from RefSeq and is a predicted model, not a curated record. Lineage: Eukaryota; Viridiplantae; Streptophyta; Magnoliopsida; Ericales; Theaceae.
AUGGUGCUUCCUCAACCGCCCAAGGACUUCCGCAAAUCCUUCUACCCCAGCAAGGAUUUCAAGAGGCUGUUGGGUUUACCAGUUGACCAGCAGAAAGCCCCUCUGUUGCUCAACUACAUCCCGACUUACAAAUCUGUACUCCCUGACGUCCCAAGAAAAAGCAAGUCUCCUCCUUCAGCAAUAACUCCUCAAGCUGAAUCAUCAAGGCCUGACCAAGGAUCAACAUCUGGCCCUGUGGAGCAACCAUCAACCUCUGCUCUACAGCUGAUCCCACCUUCUCAACGCCAACGCCAACGCCAACGUCGAACUCCACUGUACACACCAGCAGGCAGAACUCGAAGCCGAAGACACCGAAGUGCCGAGGCGUCCUCAUACGAUCCAGCCAACCCCCCAACUGCUCUUCCAGCGAUCUAUUUUGGCACUAAGGUCACCGUUGUCGUUUCCGCCGACGAGAUGGGUCACAAAAAGGCUGUAGCAGACGACUUUCUACCUGACAUCCCCAACACCAUCACCAUACAAUCUUCACCAUCGCAAUCUCAGCCAAAACCAAAACCAAAGAGGCUGAAGAAAGCCCAAGCAAAGGCAACGGUAACUCAGAUUGAUUCUGAGGAUACCUUACCGAUCUCAAAAAUGGCCAAGGCGGAAAAAAGUACCUUUGUCGCCGAAAAGAGGCCUGCAAAGGCUGCUCUCUCUGAAUCCACCCGGUCAAAGAAGCUGAGGUCAGAGUCUGCCACAACCUCGGGGUCCUUGAAAUCCGAUGCCCUUUGGGCCCCUCCAAUCACCAUUGAGGACAAGCCAGUCAGAGUCAGCGACAGCGUGACUGACCUUGAAGUCGACAUUGCGCUCUCUACUGCUUUGCCCCUUCCAAAAGACCUCGAACGCAAUGCCGAGGUCAGCGAAUAUGAAAACUUCGCUCUGAUGUUGCAACACCCCGUACAAGCGAUCCAGCACGCCCACUCCUUCGCGAUGCAGGCCUUCGACAUUAAGAAGAAGUUGACCCACAAAACGAAAGAGACUGCUGGCUUGCUCAGGACCAUCAAUAAGGCCGAGGCCAAGAUGAAGACUUUGAUAGAUCAGGCCAAGGAAGCAAAACAAGUCCAAGAUGAGGUCGAUGAGAGGGCAGACGUUGCCAAGGCCGUUACUAAGGUCCUUAAAGCCGAGAAGAAGGAGGCCAAAGCAAAGACUGCCGAAGCCCAAGCCGAGCUCAUCGCUGCCUUGGCCACAAAGGACGCUGAGAUCAAAGCGGCGGACGAGAAAGCCUACGCCGAGAGGGCAGUCGACGUCCGUGAGGACUACAAGAAACAAGUGAAACAGGCAUGCAACAAGGGUUUCACCCGUGGUUGGAUGGCUGCCUUAAAGGAGUUGGUUGUCCCCAAGGACUCAACUCUCCGAGAUAACAGUCUUCUCAUCCUGCCAUUCCCCCCCACUCCAAGCCAAUCCGAGGACGAGGCUGAGUCCGAGGAAGAUGUCGAGACGGACAAGUCUGAGAAAGCCGAUGCUGCUAAGGCCAAGUCCCCGUCCCCAACUCUGAAUGAGCAGUUUUUAGACUUGACUCAAGGUGAGGGGGGCGAGGUCUCAAAAGAAGAUGCCUCUUACGGGAAGACAAUAUCCGAGGCGCCUAUCGCCGAGAAGAGCCUUUACCAGACUCUUGAAGAGAUUGAUGCUGAGCUCGCGGCUGAGAAGGCUGCUGAGAAGAGUUCCCAGAUGUCUUCUGAUAACCAAACCCUUCCAGCUGAUGACGCCGAAUAG